UCAGUUUCUUUUCUUCUUACAUCAGCCUGCUCUUAUCUCAGCAUCAAGGUGAUUAGUGACAUUUACACCACAAACUGACAUCAUGCUGUGGGCCCUCUACACUCUCAUCCCUGCUCUAAUAUAUGUUCAUGCAGCUGUAGUGUUGACGCAGACGCCUGCGCUCCACACAGUUUCUACAGGACAACAAGUCGUUCUCAACUGUAACAUUGAGAGACAUUACAAUAAUUAUGUUAGUUGGUACAAACAAGUUCCUGGUGCUGCUCCUCAGUAUGUUUUACGUUUUCGGCAUUCAGACAGCGAUCUCAGCUUUGGACCAGGAUUCUCCUCAGACCGAUUCAACUCUAAAUCCAGAUCAAACAUAGAUUUCCAAUUUAUUAUAAAGCAGGCAGAAGCAGGAGACUCUGCUCAGUAUUUCUGUGAGACAUGGGAUGACUCUGCUGCUGCAGCUGUAUCACAGUUAUUCGGACAAGGAACCAAGCUGAUUGUAACAAGCUCCAGUCUCUCUGCUCCUGUCCUGACAGUCUUCCCUCCGUCCAGUUCUGAGCUCCAGUCCAGCAAAGCGACUCUGGUCUGUCUGUCCACUUUGCCCAGAGAGGCUAAGGGUUUUUCAGAUGUGAGCUGGUUGCUUGCUGGGAGUCCAGUAAGCAGUGGGAUCUCUACCAGCACUGCUGUUCAGAGACCAGACCAGACUUUCCAGAUCAGCAGCUCUCUGACCAUCCAGACAUCAGACUGGAACAUGAAUAAGGUUUACACAUGUAAAGUGUCUUUGGGCUCCCAGACUGCAGAGAAAACCAUCAACAAGUCUGCAUGUCCUGCUGAUGAAUAGAAGAGGACCACAACCAUCAUUAAAACCUGCUUCUCACUGUUUGUGCUGUUUGCUCAUUAAACGCUUUUCAAUGUUGGAAACUUAUUCUUCCCACUGUGUUGAUAAAUGUUGCAUUUGCUGCAUUUGAUUAAAAAAUGAUAAAUAAACAACUUUUUGAUUAAA
Messenger RNA from Melanotaenia boesemani (Boeseman's rainbowfish), 988 nucleotides. Its product is annotated as immunoglobulin lambda-1 light chain-like. The record is from RefSeq and is a predicted model, not a curated record. NCBI's taxonomy places the organism in Eukaryota, Metazoa, Chordata, Actinopteri, Atheriniformes, Melanotaeniidae. The transcript has 4 exons. Bases 83 to 826 code for a protein of 247 amino acids.